Molecule: messenger RNA, 6570 nt
Organism: Pygocentrus nattereri (red-bellied piranha)
Lineage: Eukaryota; Metazoa; Chordata; Actinopteri; Characiformes; Serrasalmidae
Product: leucine-rich repeat-containing protein 24
Exons: 8
Coding region: 5763-6398 (211 amino acids)
Source: RefSeq, a predicted model, not a curated record
UUGCUAAAGGGCACCUGCCUGUUCUGUUCUGUCUGUGUUUUAUAUCAUUGUAUAUGUAAUUAUCUGCUCUUUAUAACAUCUGCGUACACACAGAAAUUGUAUUUGUCAAAUGCUCCUAAUAUUGAACUCUUUAUGACAACUCUGCAAAAUAUAUCAGUCAUUUCUUAAAACUCUUUUCAUUUUUCAAUCAUGUAAUCAUAAACAUGUCAGUGAAAAAUAGCGUGAUAUUACAGUCCUUAGUGUCCAGCGCUAAAACAAUGCACGCUUCUACUAGCACCACAAUAGCUUCUCCCCUGUUACAUUAGCAUAACAGUUUAUGCUACACAGUUCCAACGUACGCAAGGAAACGGGAAACUUGUAAUAUAGCUAAUUUUCAGGUAGCACAUUAUUACUUUAUAUUUGUACAGGAAACCUUUAACAGUAAACAAAACUUGAGUGGAAUUGUUCUGCCAUAUUGGCAGGGUUUGUUCUUUACCUUCUUCAAAUAGUCACAUACCCUAUGAGAGCUUGAAGAGAUUGUUGUUUCUAUGGUUUUUCAUGCCUGUCCUGCUAAAAAUGAAUCAGGCGAGAAGAAGAUGUGUGUUAACCAACACAAGAAGGAUGCCAAACAACAAAAUAUGGAUAAAAUUAAUCUUAUUGACUGUGGAAUAUGCUCAGCCACUGGCAUAUUCAUCUGUGUUCUAGAAUAUUUCUCUCAGUUACUGUCAUAUUUUACUUGAUUACUGGCACAUUUCAUACAUUUAUCGUUAUAUAUCACUGGUAUUCAGCGAACACUGCCAGCCUAGUUUACACAGAGAAGGCAGUCUAAAGUCUUUAACAGGAAAUUAGAAUGCUCAUCGUCUUUUACCUCAGCUAAUGUUACUAGCCUGCUCAAUUCAUAUUUUCCUUUCUUUCAUACCUUUUACCUGGCAAACAGGAAUACCCUGUUUACACCUGGUCACUUCAUGUGACUAGUAUCUGGUUUGUGUCCUGAUGAGAUUUUAGCCACAUGUGUUUACACUUGGUGGUCAAAUGUGGCUCCGGCUAUUCAGACUGAAAACCAGUCACUGUAAGGGUGGGAAUAUGCAAAUUUGCUUGUUAUACAGCAACCAAUUACCACGUGUUUAUCCAUUGGACCCCUAUCUGUGCAGUUUAUUUUGCUUCUGUUCAUAUUGCUAUUAUGAAUUUUGUUUCAUCCGUUCCCCAAUCAUAUGUGUCCCCCUUUGAUUAUCUUCCUUACAGACAUGGAUCACAUGCACAGUGACAUACUAUAUGGGGACAUGUUUUGGUUGUACUGGGAGGAGUUUUAGUUGUCAAAUGUCUUUUGGAGAGACAGAUGCCAAAUUAAUUAAUGCUAGUCAGGUUGCUGAUGUAAUUAGUGAGUCGACAGGUUUGGCAAAAUCAAGGAAAGUAAGUAGGACAGAAAGAUUUAGAACUUAAUAGGACAAACUUGACUGAGUGGAGCACAGUUUUCAAGUUGUGUAUGAUGGAACACAUUAAUUCAUUUUUCAUGGAAAUUUGUGACGUGACUGGACACGAGUUGGUGUAGAAUAGUCCAGAUGUUUUCACAGUUCAUGCUACUGUUGCACUUUGUUGUUGAAAUGUACAAUUGUGUAAGAAACUUUCAGUUGCAUUGCACCUGUCAUGACACAUUGCCAUUGUCUGUGAAAUACCAGUCAAACUGGUAGCUGGUUUUAAUACUUGAAGUCACAUGCUUCUCUUAACAUGAGGAGAAACCUGUUGGAAACGUCCUGGGAGUGCAGGUCCAAACUACAAAAACCAUGAACCUUUGCCACAGGAAAAGGAGUGGCUAAUGGUGUAAAAGGUUACAGGCAGCCAUUUUCUGCCCAGCUCCAUGUGGACCGAGGAUUGUUUAGACCGUCGCUUCGAUGUGUAAAUAUGAAAGUUUGUUUCUUUACAAUAACUAACCCUUUCACUGUAAGUAAUUGGUUUCACAUUGCCAGUUUGCCUUUCCUGUUAUUGUGGCUAUAUCGGUGUUAUUGCUGUCUUUAGUUGUGUACUCCAUUUUCUUUCAUUCUGUUUAUUUCCUUGUCGGUGGAUCGUGUUCUCACUUCUUUUUUAUGUAUUGUUUUUGCAGAUAGUAACCUUCCUCAACGUCAUAUAUAGCCCCGUUAGUCUUCGUUGCUCUUUGUUGAAUCUGGUUAUUUAAUGUCAACAAGUUCAAUGGGGUGCAACUAUGUGUAUCUAUCUCCUGUGUUUAAACGGACACACCUUCAUGUUAGCUUGCCUCCAGUUAUAACACCCUGCUGUACCACAACUAUUGCAUAAUGUCCACUGUGGCGUCCAGGUAGGUAGGAAAUACAAAUAGAUGUAGACACCUACACAUUACUUUGUGUAGCAUGUGUGAAUUAGGUAGCCUGCUGACAGAUUUUGCUCCAACCUCUGACAAAGUGACUCCAAUUUGUGCUGCAUCCUUGUUUUAAUAAGCUGCCUUGAAUUAUUCCUUCUAUAAUUGACAUCAUGAUUUCUCCAGUGUUCCUCAGCUGAUGUAAUUUUUACUUUGACUGUUCCUCCUCUAGACUGAGAGCAGUGUGACCCUUUUUUUUGUUAUAAGCCAUAAGAUUAUCUUCUUUCCUCUUAAUACAGAGCAGUGAUGCAGUCUAAACCAGUCCACUGUAACAAAUUCUCUAAAAUAGCUGACCGCAGCACAAGAUUGUUGUUUUUGUUUGUUUGUUUGUUUUUUUGUUUUUGUUUAAUAGUUUGAAAUAAGUCAUACUAUGUCCUAAACAACAAUGAAAACUCUGCUUGACCUUAAUGAAGACGAGGAGCCUCUUCAAGGUCAAAUCUAUGCAUGUUAAUCUUUUAUAAAGAGGUCAUACAUCAUAAAUUCUAUUAAGUAUCUUAGAAACAUUUUUGAUGUGAAAAUGUGUGUAGAUGAACACACAUUCCUGACCUGAAGUUGGAAACUAGGAUAUACCAAUUGUCCUUCUUGAAAAUUGCACUUUGACAAAGCUGUGUUUACAAGUGGGAAAACUGGGGAUUCCACCACACACACACAGCGUAAAACCAAAAGCACGUGAAGCGAAUGAGUGGAAGAGUAUACAAACCAAUGCUACGGGUGGCCCAAAAUAAAUAAAUUGCUAAAUGACAUUCAUGUAGGAUGUUACUGCGUUACUCAUCCAGGUCCAUCAUCAUCUAGCUCAGCUUAGAGCUGGAAGCCUCACCAAUGACAGAGAUGAUAAAAUCCAACAAAUACAGGAUGGAGGGGGAAAAACCACUCAUACAUGUGAACACACAAAAUAGUUCAUUUAUUGAUUUUUACUGUGUAAAACAACAAGCAAACCUACACAUCAUCUGGAUUUUGCUUGUAAUGUUGAAAGUGAUGAAAUCAGAUCGCAUAUUUUCUUUUGGUACUUUUUUUGUUUGUGUACACUUUUUUUUUAACCGGCUUUGUCUCUGAAAUAUGUCAUAUAAAUAAACUUGGGUUGUUGUCUUAUUUUGCCUUACAAAGUCCUGCAGGGUCAAGCAGGCAUUUCAGAGCAAAACCUUAAAACUACGAGUCUUGGGUCUCAUAUUCAAAACCAUUUUAUGUAAUGGCUCUGUUUCAGAGUUAUUAAAGACAUUUUAGAGCUUUAAUUAAUACAUUUAUAGGAGAGCUAUGAAAGGUAUUAAAGACUAAAGAUGUCUGGUUCCUAUCGCCGUCAUUGCUAACGAGCAUGACUAGGUAUGUUUUUCUACAAAGGUGCACUUCCCAUCAAAAUACACCGAAGUGCUUUGUUCACACCUUAACGACAUAAUUAUUCAGAACUUCUGAAACAUCGGUGGACUUCCUCUUUAAGGUGUUGGUACUCCAGUUGGGGAAUUUACUGGAUAAUUUAUACACGGUGGGCCGGUCAGCGUCUUAAUUAGCCUCUGGUAAUCUUCGUCUUCAGCCGCUCUGUUUAUGAGCGCUGGCCAGGCCUUUAUCUCGUGCUAACCAAUCAGAAUGCAGCGUUCUGACGCAGGCUUGGUGUCGAGUCGCUCGGGCUGGUGCAAAACAGGACUACCUGCAGAAAAAAAGCAAGACCCACAAAACUGAGUAUGCAACGACGGGUCAUCGCUUUACUGUCCAGUCUGCUCGGUCUGACUGUAUCGGUACAUGAUGAGCAGCUCUCCAUAAGGAUACCGUGCCAAGCAAAAGUUGAACCCGGUCUGCAGUACCGGAAAAUCAGCUGGUACAAGGUGAAAGAAGAAUCUGAUGGAUUAAUUGGUCUUGUGAUCAAAGACUUGCAUACGCACGAGACAGUUCUCUAUAAAUUUGCUAAUCAGUCCUAUGAAGUAGGAGAUGAUUAUUCUCUGCUGCUCCCAGAGUUCAGUGAGAAGGACUGUGGGCAUUACCGCUGCACUCUGUGGCCUCCACUGGAUCAUUACAUCCAGGAUGGAGACUAUGAGUUCUACCAAUUUGGUUGCUCCAAACCUCCGCUGCAGAGUAAAACAGUCACAGGUGAGAAGACCAGGACAAGUGUGAAUAAUAUUCCUCUGUUCUUAAUAAUCUCUGGUGUCCUUGCCUUUGCUAAUGUAGUGAUUAUUUACCUUAGCUGGAGAAGGAUAACAUGGAACAAAAAGGCAAAGCAAGUGUAUUUUUGUGAGUCAUUGAAAAGAGAUUCAGUCAACUGCAGUGACGAUAUUUCUAAGUCUUGUUCAGUGUAAAGGUGCUGGGCUUUCUGCUUAAGAUUCUGUCUUGAUGAAAGAUCUUUCAUUUCUGUUGUAGCUCUCAAUUUACUACUAAUUAGCAACUUGAUGGAAUGUGUUCUAAUUGAUCUUUCUUAUUAAAAGAAUAUGUUCUGAGGUUUUGCUUAGUGAUUUUUUUCCUUUGUGGAUUCAUUUGGUUUCACAGUGAUUCAGAGGUAACCUUUCAUUUAUUUAAUUUUCUGUCAGAAUGACCAUGACCAUUAAGUAUAAGUUCAUUAUUUUUCAGGAGAUAUUUCUUAAGAGAUUGGAUAAUAACAUAAUCCACUUACAUAAAUUGAAUAAUAAAAAAAGUGGAUGGGAGCAGUUUCCAAAACUGGAAUUCAAAAGAUUAUGAAAAAAUGCACUCUUGCUUCAGAUCUGGGUGAAAAAAAAAACAGGUGUUUCUGUCCAAUCCUAUCCUUCUACUCUGGGAAGACAACGCAACGAGUCUGAAAGGAUGUGUACAGAAGCCGUUACUGAGAAAAGAAACAAGAAAAUUUGCAAGAAUCCUCUGGUGUUCUGAGAACAAUGGACUGACCAGCCCAGAGUCCAGACCUCAACAUUGUUAAAUUUGUUUGGGUUUACUCAGAUUGUGAGAAGCAGACAAUGCAACAGACUUUGGAGGGAUGGAAAAUCUCACUGCAGAUUUCUUUAGAAAACUAAGAAGUCUUCUGAAGUCUUCUGAAAAGAAUGGAUGCUGCAAUCAAGGCAAAUGGUGGACAUACUACUAAAUACUAAAAAUGUUGAUAUUGUAGUUAGAUUAAAUAUGUUUUCUAUUUUUCCUUUUGACCCUUAAGCAAAGGUUCCCUCUAACUUCUACACAGUACUGUAUGAGGAUACAGCCAGGGAAAUUCUGUUUACCUAAAUACUUUCAUACAUUUUUGAUUCCUCACGUUUACAUCACCUUAUAUGCCUCAUCCAAAUAAAAGUAUGCUUCUCCUUCUGAACAUUUACUGCUGAGGCUUUUCCCCCUUAAGUUUCAUGUUGUAGUUUGUUCACUACUAGGAGGAGCUGAUUGCUCUACGUUUUGCUCCUCCCUCAGUGGAGCUUCCACCAAAGUUGCAACAAAUAUGACUGAAGUCAACUGAAGAAGAAUGAACCAUUGAUGAAACAUGAGCAUAACAAUGCACUGGAGAAUACUGAUCUUUUGUAUGGGCAUGUGUACACCUCCAAGUUUCUCCAGAGAAAUCCCAGAUGAAGACACAGUGAUCAGACCAAACUGCAACAGUGAAGCCAUCCUGCCCUGUGCUGCCAAAUCUUAUAGUCAUGCAUACACCUCCGUCAUCUGGUACAAGGUUUACCAAGGCAAAGAGCAGGGCAUCAUCAUGCACAACAAAGGGAAAUCAAGCCCAUAUUUGACAUACAAAGGAAUAGCAUCUCUCACAAAGGACUAUUCUCUCGUCCUGAAGAACGUCACUUUUGCGCAUGCAGGAAAGUACAAGUGCCACAUUACUGCAAAAAUGGGAGGGAAAAAUAAUGAAUCGCACGUCACGCUCAAUACCUCAGAGUGUUUCACUGAGGCAACCCCAACUCCAGUCUUCACUGUUACUGUAUUGGGUCUUACUAAUUCAUCUUCUCAUGCACUGAACUCUUCUGAGAUCAGUGUGAUUCAGCCAUUGGAAGUGACAACCCUGAGGGCCUUUUUGGGUUUCCUAACUGUAGGCCUAACCAAAGUUCUGCUCUGUGCUCUAUGUGUGUGGGCGGUGGUAGCAUUUAAGAAACGCAGAAGAAGGAGCACAUGGGAAUAAGACAAAUAAGAAUGUCCACUAAAGCAAAUGAUGUAAAUUCCUGUCACACUGUAUAAAUUUAACAUUACAAUGUAUAGAUUUAACAUUACAUCACUUUCCAGAGUUGGAAACAUUUCAUGCUACUGUAUACUAACUUCAGGAUGCUCUGUUAAAACAUCAUUAUUCUUUUUGA